AUGAUACCCUCCUUCCAGACGACGUUUGCGGUUCCGCUGAGCUGCGAAGCUUGUAUCAAAGAUGUCUCUACUUCUCUUUACAAUCUCGGAGGUGUGAGCAAGGUCGACGCGGACCUUAAGCAACAGCUCGUGUCCAUCGAGGGCACGGCUUCGCCGUCGUCGAUAGUCGCCGCGAUCCAAUCGACGGGCCGCGAUGCCAUCCUGCGAGGCAGCGGCGCCACGGAUAGUGCGGCCGUCUGUAUCCUCGAGACGCACAGCACCAGCGUGUCGGACAAGGUGCGCGGACUGGUGCGCAUGGUACAGGUUGCGGCGAACCUGACCAUCAUCGACCUGAGCAUCCGCGGGCUCUCGCCCGGGACCUACUAUGCGACGGUGCGCGAGCGUGGAGACAUAUCCGAGGGCGCGGCGUCGACGGGCGGCGUGUGGGACGCGGUCAAGGCGAAGGAGGAGAACCGGCCGAUUAGGGGCGUGUUUGGCACAGUCGAGGUCAACAAGGGCGGCGUCGGUAGCGUCUUCCUGGACCGUCCGAUACAGAUUUGGGAGAUGAUCGGGCGCAGCGUGGUGGUGUCGCGGAAACAGGAGGGGGCGUUGGACAAGGAGGAUGCGGAUACGCUGGUCGGGGUGAUUGCGAGGAGCGCGGGGGUGUGGGAUAAUGAUAAGACGGUUUGCUCGUGCUCGGGCAAGACGGUGUGGGAAGAGCGAAAGGAGCAAGUGGAGCGGGGGAUGCUCUGA
This is a messenger RNA of Aplosporella prunicola CBS 121167, 732 nucleotides long. RefSeq lists its product as uncharacterized. The transcript is spliced from 3 exons. NCBI's taxonomy places the organism in Eukaryota, Fungi, Ascomycota, Dothideomycetes, Botryosphaeriales, Aplosporellaceae. Gene Ontology annotation, molecular function: superoxide dismutase copper chaperone activity; copper ion binding. Gene Ontology annotation, biological process: removal of superoxide radicals. The coding region runs from base 1 to 732 and encodes 243 amino acids. Gene Ontology annotation, cellular component: cytoplasm. The record is from RefSeq and is a predicted model, not a curated record.